GUGGAUCUUGACAAGAAGACAGUUGACUGGAAGAAAGAUUUUUGGCCUGAAGAGAAUCCCUUCGAAGUUAUUGUAGAUGGCAAAGACGGUGAAAUAAGCCUUGCAAACUACAGAUAUAAAUCAGCAAAAGGUGAUCCAAAGGCUGUCAUGAUCCUCUUGCAUGGAUAUAGAUGCUGGACAGGCAAAUACAGAUACUAUGCAAAGUACUUUGCUGAUGAAGGAUAUGAUGUAGUUGGAUAUGACUAUAGAGGAUUCGGCAAAACUAAAGGCCAACGUGGACACAUUUCAUCAUAGGAGCAACAUAUGUCUGACGCCUGGGCUUACUUUGAUGCUGUGAAGGAGGAGUAUAAGGAAACCCCUAUCAUUGGAUGAGGAUACUCUCUCGGAGGAGGUACUACCUACUGUAUGACUGUUGAGAGACCAGAUGCUUUUAAAGCUUUGAUACAGUUAGCUCCUUUUGCUGGCUAUCAUUUUGUCAAGCAUCCAUGCCAAGCUGCUGCCAAUACUAUUUCUAAAUUCUACCCAACCCUAUCAGUAUGUCCUACUCCAGUGGAUCCAGCUCCUCACAUGGUGCAUUACUAUGAUGACCCUCUACAAAUAAUUAUAGACUCUACAGCAGCUUCUCUAGUUGCUCUUGACGACUGCCAAAAGACAGUCCAAGCUAACAUCGACAAGCUUACAGUUGACAUGCAUGUCACAAUAGGAGAUGAAGAAAAUGUUGUAAGCAGGGUAGUAUGUCAUAAGAUUAUCAAAGAAGCUCCUGCUGCAGUAAAAGAAUACUCCGAAUGGCCAGGAUUAAACCAUUAUCUGUUCAAUAACGGACUCUAUCUGGAAGAUAUUAUUAAAAACCAGCUCGACUUCUUAGAAAGAAUCUUGAAAGAGUAAUUUUGGGGUGGAGAACCAAAGAAUAUUAAUAUCUGGUAUCCGAC
This is a messenger RNA of Moneuplotes crassus, 929 nucleotides long. The record is from the annotation of a GenBank genome assembly. Lineage: Eukaryota; Ciliophora; Spirotrichea; Euplotida; Euplotidae.